UUUGCUGAAACUACAUGUAAUUUUCCGUGGAUAGAGUUCAAUGGACAUUGCUACAUGUUUGGGAAUGACAAAAGAACUUGGUUUGAGAGCAAAGUUGUUUGCAACACCAAAAAUGCUUACCUUGCUAAAGUGGAAACACCCAGGGAAAAUGACUGGAUUAUCCAGCAGCUCUUUGCUUUAAAUAAAGGAUUACAUUGGAUGGGUGGAAACACUUUGAGAAAAGUCGGUGAUUGGAAUUGGGAAUCCACCAAUGAAAAAAUCGGAUACACCUUCUUUCAUCCUACAGAGCCCAAUAGCCCCACAUCAGAAAGAUGUUUGUGUUACUUUACUGAUGAUAAAAAUGCGUUUUAUUGGGGAGAUUUCCAAUGCAGUGCCAAACUGAGUUACAUUUGCGAAAGAGAUAAUUAAAAUAUAUUGUAAAUGUUGACUAUAGUAUAAUGCAAUUGAUGUAAAGUUUAAGUUUGUAGAUGCGUUGUUACCUAUCAGUGUUAUAAA
Saccostrea cuccullata (small rock oyster) is the source of this 495-nucleotide messenger RNA. Its product is annotated as perlucin-like protein. Gene Ontology annotation, molecular function: signaling receptor activity. The record is from RefSeq and is a predicted model, not a curated record. The transcript is spliced from 3 exons. The coding region runs from base 55 to 408 and encodes 117 amino acids. Lineage: Eukaryota; Metazoa; Mollusca; Bivalvia; Ostreida; Ostreidae.